GAGUCGGUCUCCGCCGCGGUCUGUUUAAAAACAAAAUGAUUCGCUCUCCAGAUUACCUGCAUGCAUGUGUACUUGUGUCUCUGUUGUUAAAGUUUAGCGUUACUUCUCAGAGUUUUAUUUUUACAAUCGGGACUCUAAAGACUCAUGUAAAUAUGACGUGUCGCACGUCUUUUCCGGUCAGUCGUCAUGGAAACAGGACGCUCAUCCAGCGUGCUGGAUGUGGACCAGAGUGGAAACAAACAUGUUGUAAAAUGAAAACAAAGUACCACUGUAUCCCGCCUUUAUGUGUGUAAACACCCACUGUUGCUGCACCAAAAAUUUUUUAAGGAAUUGUGUGUUCAAGUAAAACAUUUUAGAAUUGAUUUUAUAUUAUCUUGGGUAUUGUUAAAACGUCAGUGCUUAAUAAAUGUUUUCAGAAUCUUGUAAUAUUGUUUAUGAAGCAUAUUACAUCUAUAAAUAUGACAUCUAUAAUAAUGACAAUCAAAGAUUACUUAUUCAAAUCUCUACUGAACUAAAUCUCCUUUUAUUUCUUUGGCAGAAGAAUAUUGAAGCAAACCUAUUCAAAUAAUCUGAUAAACUAUUAACAACCUGUCUCAACUUAUUUUCUUUCUCUGUCUCUACAGCUGAGGAAGCACACAUCAAACAGCAAUGGCAGUCCAGUUAAGAGUCAUUUUACAAGAACACAGCAUUAAGAAGUUGACACUUCCAACAGGAAUUCCCAAUACAGUAGAUGAUCUUGUUUCCAUAAUUACUAAAACUUUCCAAUUGCAUGGGGAAUAUGGACUACUAUACCAAGACAAAGACUUUGACAAUCAGUUUUUCAGUGUCACCUCAACUGCUGACUUGUAUGACAAGGCCACUGUUAAAAUGAUCCUAAAAGAGCCUAACAUCACCCUUGACCUACACCCAAUAUUUGAAUCAGGACCAUCAUCUACAUUGAGCUCUUUGAGUUCUGUGAGCACCCAUCCUGCAAGUACUCCUGAAACAAACAUCUGCCCUGAAGAUCAUGAUGCAUCCUCACAGGUGUCCGACUCCACAUCGUCAGAUUCCAGCGACACCAUUAUUCUGCCUGAUUCAUGUCGCCUUGCUGCAUGGCCAGUGCCAUUUCAAGUACCUGAGUUUUCCAGAGACAUACAACUAAUCCUUGCAGAGGCAAACAACUCAUAUCAUGCCACUGGAAGACACUUCAUGGAUGCCAGCGUUAAAUCAGCAAUAAUGCAAGAAAUGUUUAAAGAAAGGUGGCCAGCAUUAUUCAUUGAAGCUCAGAUCAAGGAAGAGUUCAGACGUAUCACGACAGUUUCUUUGGAGGAGACAUUCAUGCUAAAGCUUGAUGAGUACACACCAGGUCUUAUGCAGCUUAUGCGUGCUAAAGGAGGGGCUGCUGGUUCCAAGAUGCACCCUCUGUUGGACACUUUAAAUGACACACAGAGCAUUGAGGAAAAAAGGGAUGCAGUUGUCUGCUGCCUCAUUAACUACCUUGGUGAAAAACAAGAAGAUCUUUUCCAUGACUGCCAGGAAUGUGAGGACUACACAGACAAAACAAUGAAGGUGAUCGUGAUGCACAACAUCAUGGCUGAGGAGGAUCCAUCAGAUGUGUCGAUUGUGAUUGAGGGAAACCAAGUGAUGGAAGGAUGUGGAAGGCGAACAAAGGCAUGUGUACUGCUGAUGGGACUGAUAUAUGCCCUCAACCUUGACUAUCCAAAGCAGCUCAAGAACACAGUUGAAGCUUUUCAAAAACUCUUUUUGGAACUUGAUGGGGAAAAACUACUGAAGAAGGUCCACAGCCUCAAAAACAAGCUCAUGCAAUAGACAUACAUUUCCCCUCUUGUUCCAAGAGGAACUUUUUUCUGGACAGAGAGUUUUAAUGGAGUAUAGUUUUAUAUUUUUGUUCUCUUCCCUCCUCUGCUCCACACACAGACACAGAAAUAUAUGUACAGAUGGAUACACAAGUAUGUUGCAGCCUCUCUCAGCCCACUCCAUUGUUCUCUGAUUUCUCCACAUUGACAGAAAUGGAAAAGCAAUAGAAACUGGCCAGUCUGGUCAAUACCACUGAAUCCUGAAGAAUUUUGAACUCACCCUCUUUCCCUCCCCAUUUGUUUGUUUCUUUUAUUCUCAUCCUGUCUCUGAGAGUGAGAGCAAGCACAGAAACUAAAGGAUGUUGGUUUUCUGAUCUGUCUUUAUCCAGAUGUUUGAUACUGUACACACAGAAACAAUCUUGUAGAGUUUGUGUGGGUUUUGUGGCUUUUAAAAUAGAGUAAGGGGCCUCUGAAAGUGUUGUUUGCAUUGACCAAUUAUCCAGAAAGAACAUUUGAAGCCUUUAGCUUAGUGAGUUAUAAAACGGGUUUAUUCAUUGAAAUGUUGUGUGAAGGUGUGUACUGCACUUUAUUCAUUUUUGGAUAAUUUAGUGUAUUAUUGCUGCAUAUAAACAAGGCAGUUCAGUUAUUUGUUGUGUAUAAAUACACCUGCAGAUUGCAGAUUUGCUCAGUCACUGUUGUGUGAGGCUGAAGAAACACAAGUAAGAGUUUAGAUACAAGAAAAUCUUCAUGUGAUUGGACAUCCCUUGCACCUCUGCUCUGAUCACCUCACUUCUCCUUUUCUCUGAUCUACUCCUUUAUUAUUGAGCAGUCUGGAUGUCCUAAAACAAGGAUAUGUUUUAUUGUCCAACAUUACUGAAACAGCAUUUGAAGUUGUUAGGUUAUAACACAGGUUCAUUAUUUGAAAUGUUGUGUGACACUGUUGUGCUGCAGUUUAUUCUGUG
Gambusia affinis (western mosquitofish) is the source of this 2758-nucleotide messenger RNA. RefSeq lists its product as uncharacterized. The transcript has 4 exons. Bases 649 to 1809 code for a protein of 386 amino acids. The record is from RefSeq and is a predicted model, not a curated record. NCBI's taxonomy places the organism in Eukaryota, Metazoa, Chordata, Actinopteri, Cyprinodontiformes, Poeciliidae.